UAGUUAUGGAGGUACAACUCAACAAAUAAAGUAGGUACCCAAAAUGAAAUUCUAAAAUGUUAAUAUCCAACUGACAGUCAUUAGCAAAUGUCAAAAGACAAAAGUCAAAAAUAUACAAUGAUCAUGUCAACAAAACAAUAAACUACGUUUCGUAUGUAAUCGAAUUUUCUCUUAUUUUCUUAAUAAAAUAUUGUAUGACCGUGAAGCAAACAAUUUUACAUUUAGGUGCAUUGUGCUGAACCGUUUCGCCAAUAAAAUAAAAUAAUAUAGAAAAAUGGCUUUUGUUUAUCCAGGAGACCCCGAGCUUGAAUCGAAAUCUAAAAAAGCUGCUGAACGGAUUUCGGAGAAUAUGCAUAUAGUUGCCAAUGAGCCUUCACUGGCGCUGUAUAGAUUGCAAGAGCAUGUGAGGAAGGCUUUGCCUCCGAUGGUGGAAAGAAGAGUUGAGGUGACGAAGCUGCAGCAUGAGUUACAAGGCAGGUGCUAUGAUGUGGAGUAUGCUUUGAGUGCAGUAAAAUCAAUGGAUGGUGCCGCAACAAGUUUCAAGAACAUACAAGAGAUGUUGAAGCAAUCAAUAUUUUUAAAACAACAAUUAAAAUAUGAAGAAGCUAGGAGAAAUAAAAAGGACUCUAAUUCUGUUUAUAAACGUCUCUCUGCUCAUAUUGUUCUUGACCUACCAGAUUUGUCCGAGUUCUCUAUGGUUAGGGAAACUACGAAUAGAAUUGAGAAUAUGAUGGCCCAAGCUAGAGGCUCCUCUGCUGAGCUGCAUAGGUCUCACACCACUUUGCACUGAAAGAAAUACUUUUUAUUUGCUGAAUUAUUGAUCUCAUAUUUAUGUGAACACUGGUUUUGCCUUGCCAGACCCUGCUUACUUGCCUAUGUGUUCUAAUUAACAAAGAACUUACAAUCUCAAUGUUUUUAGUCAGUCUAGUUUAGGCAGUCUGUUAACAGACUGCCUAUCCUAAUUGUAGUCAUUUAAGAAAUUAAUUUGCUACACUUCCAAACACUACAUAAAAAUCAAAGCUUUUAAGUAGUUUCUGCUUGCAACUAUGUAGAUUGUGCAAAGUUUAUAUGUUUUAGAAAGCACUCACACAUAGCCAGAAAAUGGAACACUAUACAGGGUGUCCUAAAUAAUGCACCAUACAGUAAGGGGUGAUAGCUGGUUAUAGCGUGAUAUCCUCGAGAAAAUUGUUUUACAAAAACUGACAAAAGAAGUAGUUUUGAGUUUUAUGUUUUAUAAAACAGUUAAGUCAUUAGGUCGAUUUGUUAAGUUGGUAGUUAUUGUUUGCCGAACUUGAUAUGAUGCUAUAAAAAAGUAGGCUAAGGUUUAUAUGCUAGAAAGUAUUAUGUAGGUUUUAGAACAACAAAGGAUUACUAAAAAUCAGUUAUGUAACUCUUUGAAGGUACUCGAUUAGUUUCGAGCAGCAAAAGGGGCUCAUAAUCAUGGAUACACAGCGAAAUUAUUGCUGGCAUUUAUAGCAUCUAGUAACGAGCGUAAAAUCUCUGACAGGGCACGAAGUCCAAUUGAUGUAAAGUCUUUCCUGAGAAAUAAGAGCUUUGCGUAUAAGUUGUCGUGCACGCGCAACUUAAAUAGCUGUGUACCAUCGGCAUGAAACCACUCGAAUACUCUAAAGUCGUCGAACAGUGUAAGUUAACCGUAGGUUCCUACAAAGUCUUUUAAUAAUACAAUUUCAAUUGUUUUUAAGUUUUUCCUAUAAUGGUACGUCCACGUCUGACAUCUCACGAGCAUGGUGAUAUUCCGUAUUCGUGAUGCGUCCGCGAUCCACGAGCGCCGCAUACGCCAGAUGUGGACGCACCAUUAUAGAAAAUACGUGUCCCUUGCACAGAAGUGAAGGUUUUUCUUUACAAAAUAUUAAGUAUUUUGAGCCUACUAACAAUAAUUUGUUCUAACAAUUUUUCAAGUGUUAUUAGGAGCUUAUUUCAUUAAUAUGCUUGCUUAGGUUUUACAUAGGUGGGACUAUGGACUAACAUUAAUAUCGUACCUUAGCAUAAUGUUUUUAUAAUACUUCGCUUUAUCAUGUAAUAAACUUGGCUAAUCUAUGUAGAGUGACCAGCAGGCCAACUGACUUUCAUCUGUAAAUUGUUCUCAUUGGAUUUUCUACUUUAUAUCAAAGUUAUACGGUUGAAAAUCUAAAAGAAAGAGUUUAAAGAAAGGAGUAUGUUAAUGUAUGUACCUUUAAUAAAGUAUGUAUAAUGGUUCUGUUUAGACAAAUAUUAUCCUUACACAAAGGUCGUAAGGUCCAAAUGAAAUCCAGCUCUCUAUAUAAAUAUGUAUCAGUAUAAAUCAGUAUUUAGCCAGGAUCGAUCUGACUGUAUGAACAGCGUUAAAAUAAGUAAGUAUUUCUACAGAACCUUUUGCUAAAAAUAAAAUGUCAUUGCUUGGUGUGAAUAUGUAUGCUAACAUUGUAAAUAUGUAACUUAUCAGUAUUAUUUUGUUAACUUACUAUAAUAUCUAAAUAAAUUAUUAUG
Molecule: messenger RNA, 2487 nt
Organism: Spodoptera litura
Lineage: Eukaryota; Metazoa; Arthropoda; Insecta; Lepidoptera; Noctuidae
Product: BLOC-1-related complex subunit 8 homolog
Cellular component (GO): BORC complex
Source: RefSeq, a predicted model, not a curated record